This is a messenger RNA of Hypoxylon trugodes, 2193 nucleotides long. Its product is annotated as FAD-binding domain-containing protein. The coding region runs from base 358 to 2142 and encodes 594 amino acids. Gene Ontology annotation, molecular function: oxidoreductase activity; FAD binding. The record is from RefSeq and is a predicted model, not a curated record. The transcript has 2 exons. Lineage: Eukaryota; Fungi; Ascomycota; Sordariomycetes; Xylariales; Hypoxylaceae.
ACUGAGUGUCAACCCAAGUACCUAUUGAACGUCAUCACCGCUACAUUAGGAGAGAACAUAUGAAAAGUUCAACAGAUUUAAAGGCGGGUCUUGAAUAUUGUAAUAUUUUAGUCCAAGGUCUGGCGAUAUAUCAUGCUAGUAUUCCAGGACUCUCCUAAGAUAAAUAGACGGGCCCUGCAAAGUCCUGUCAUCCUCAAAGGCUACACAACAUCCGAUGCCCCGCGAUGGAGUCAGCUUCAUACACAUUUCUUAUUGACUCGUAGAAGCGAUACUUAACUCACCCCUCCAUCAACCUUAUCGUUUCAAUUCAAUUCAUUUUAAGGUUCCUUCUUUUCUUCCUUCCAUGUUUACAGGAAGAUGGCUACCCGUUUGAUCGUCGGCGUCGUUUCGCUGCUCGUCCUGUUAGCAGCUGUUGGGCUGCGUAUCAGUGAUCUUGGAGAUAGCCAAUGUCGAGUAAUCCCAGGUGAUACCACAUGGCCCAGCGAAGAUGAUUGGAAUCUCCUGAACCAAACAGUGGGUGGAAAACUCAUCGCAACCGUCCCCAUCGCAUCGCCAUGCCACCGCUCCUCGGAGGGCAACGCAGAUUCAUUCGACCAAAGCAAGUGUGAUGCACUUCGAGACGAAUGGUUCUUCCCCAAGACCCACUUAGAGUCACCUUCAUCACCUAUGGCCUACCAAGCCACGAACAACAGCUGUAAUCCUUUUACCGACUCGGAUGUUCCAUGCACUUUAGGGUAUCACGUCGCGUAUACCAUCAAUGCGACGGUUCCUUCUGACUUUCAGGCCGCUCUUAAGUUCGUCAAGCAACACAAUGUUCGCUUAGUCAUCCGUAAUACAGGACACGAUUACUUAGGAAAAUCCACCGGAGCACAUGCUCUCGCAGUAUGGACCCACCACAUUAAAUCAUUGGAGCAUGUCCCGAAGUAUCAACAUGAGCACACAGACUACCAAGGUCCUGCCAUCAAGAUGGGCGCUGGUGUUGAGCUUCUAGAAGCUUACAACUUUGCCCAUUCUCAUGGACUCAUGGUGGUCGGCGGAAACUGUCCCAAUGUUGGUGCGGCUGGAGGAUAUCUACAGGGUGGAGGAAUUAGUAUCCUGUCCUCUAAAUUUGGGCUUGCUGCUGACCAGGUACUCUCUUGGGAGGUGGUGACUGCAUCAGGCGACCUUGUGACAGCCAGCACCAGCGAGAAUAAGGAUUUGUACUGGGCUUUACGAGGAGGCGGUGGCGGUACUUAUGGUAUAGUAGUGUCGGUAACCGUCAAGGCAUUCCCGGACACCACUUUCUCCACGGCUUAUAUGACCGUCAUCAACGACGGUACGAACACAGACGGCGUAUACACGGCUCUUGGAACGUUCCUUCAAUCUUUGCCUGGCCUUGUGGACGCUGGCGCGUGGGUAGUCUGGGUUGCCGCACCCUUUGGGUGGUUGGUUAUGCCAGCAAUGGCCGCGGACUUACAAGCCAAGGAUCUAGACGUGCAUCUCCAACCCACGAAGGACAAAUUGGACCAACUUGGGAUCCAAUAUCAGUAUACCUCUACGGAUCACCCUAAUUUCCUCGCAGGUUACGGCUCUAUGACCUCAACAUGGAACGUCUCCGACCACAACCUCGGCGGUCGAUUGAUUCCCCGCGACUUAGUGCGAGACCAGGAAAGCACCGAUGCUCUGGUGAAGGCUAUCCGCGUUAUCAGCUCCCAAGCUCUCAUAUCUGGCGUUGGCAUCAAUGUGGCCAAUGCCAUCUCAUCUCCCGACGAAGUUUCCGCCAACCCAUACUUCCGAAAGACCUUGUUUAGUGCCGUCCUAGGUACCCCGGUAAACUACACCGACUUCGCGGCCAAUAAAAUACAACAAGAUCGUGUCACGAACGACUUGCUUCCCGAAUUAGAAGCACUCACGCCGAAUGGAGGAGUUUAUCUGAAUGAGGCAGAUGUACAGGCUCGCAACUUCAAGACCACUUUUUACGGUGGUUACUAUGAGAGGUUAUUGGCCAUCAAGGACAAGUACGACCCUGAAGACACCUUCUACGGCGGUAAGACUGCUGUGGGAAGUGAUCGGUGGGAGGAGAGGAUCGAUGGGAGGCUGUGCAAGGAGCAUGCAUACCCUAUGCUUGCGAAGUUGAAGACCCUCAUCGACAGUCUAUUCUAACAAGAGCCCCUGGCAAAACAGUCACCAUGUAUUCCAGUGUAACAGUUCUAU